CAAGUCGAGUCUUUUAUCAGUGUUAGUCAAGCAAGUCUCAAGUCCUCAAAUUUGCGACUCGAGUCUGACUCGAGUCAAGUCAUGUGACUCGAGUCCCCCAUGUCUGCUAGUAAGGCUGCUGGAUAACUACUCUUCUAGUAGUUAUCCAUUGAAAACCCUUGUAGCUAGUAGCCUAGCUUCAGGGCUAGGAAAGCACAUCGUAUCCCGUUCAGGGAAGCUAUUUUGUUGGCUCACUCCUUGAUUCAUUAGGUAAUUCCUGUUUUAGUCUCUCUGUUACGGACUGAGAAACUGUGCUGUUGUACAACCGUCAAAUGAAACUUUCAUGCUAGGUUAUAGCUAGCAGGAGUCAAGGUAUCUGGCUGUGAGACGGUUCUAGACCACUGGUAGGAUCGGGGAGGUCGUUAAAUGCAUCAGGGCUCAAGCUACUUCAGGGCUAGUUAAGGGCUCAUGCUGCUAUACCUGAGUCCGAUUAUACGAGUACUCUGUUGAUUACAAUCAGUGACAUGUCAGAAAGCAGCAAGUCUGCAUGUUACCAAGGGCAACGCCUGAUGGUCACGUGACGGCGGUCGGUGGCGCUCUCUAUGGUGGAGAGGUGCAUGUAGAUCAACAUCAGAGACGUGAGGAGAGGGAUGUGGCUCUGAUCCCACCACCCCACUGCCGUCCUCAUGGAUAUGAUCACAUGAAUAAUCUGCCUGACUGAAUGACGCUGGGUUAUUUACACACUAGUGCGUUUCUUGUAAUUGCAAGUAGUAUUUUCAAUGUGUGUUUUAUUUUGGUUGGUACUUAGGAAAUACAGGCUGCCUCCCUAAAGCAUUGUGUUCAUGGUGCGGUGUAUAUGUGUGUGUGUGCAUGUAUGUGUAUGUGUUGUGGCAACCCCGAUCCAACGGAGGAGUUCGAGCCCCGCCAGCGCCCUCUCUGCGGGCAGGUAGUCAGGGGGAGGUAUGUGCCGCUCGGCGCAGCGACGUGGGAGCGUGCAUCGAGCGCACCCGCGCAAUCACGGAGAUGCAGAGCACCCGGCGGAGCAAGACGGCGGAGGGAAGCUGCCGAAGACGCCGGGGAUCGAGACCCCGCCCCCCGCAGCAGGACCAGACCCGGCGCGGUGUCCUUUUUCCCAGACCAGGAAGAACCUGAGUUGACUCCUUUGUUACCUAUUUGAGUGGUUAUACGAAAUAAAAGACCGUUAACCCACACCUUGUUUGGUCCGUCUCCUUCGGAAACCUCAGCCGCCGACGAUCGGGGCUGCCACAGUGGUGGAGGAUGCGGGCAACGCGAUCCUUCGGCAGACCCUAGACGACCAUGAAUCAACUCGGAGACCAGGCCGCAACGUGGGAGGAGGAGAUCGAGGUGUUGCGGCGAUGCAUGGUCCGGAUGGCUGAGUAGCUUGCACGGGAGCCGUCCCACGCCGCCCCCAUGAAGCGGCUCACCAAACUGGGACCGGACGAUGACGUGGAGGCAUACCUCGAGAUUUUUGAGCGGACCGCGGCCCGUGAGAGGUGGCCAGCGGACCAGUGGGGCUACAUACUGGCGCCCUUCCUGUCCGGGGACGCUCAACGCGCCUACCGGGACCUCAGCAUGGCCCAGGCGGCGCACUACCCCACACUCAAGCGGGCCGUCCUCGCCCACUACGGCCACAGCCUCCCAGCCCAGGCGCAGCGGUUCCACGACUGGGAGUACGACCCCCUGGGCUCGGUGAGGAGCCAGAUAUCGCAACUCGUCCGCCUGGCGGAGCGGUGGCUCGUUGAGGGGGAGGGUCCCCCGCAGCUGGACCGGCUGGUGAUCGACAGCUGCAUCCGAGCCCUGCCCACCGGGGCCAAACGCUGGGCCUCCGGGAACCAACCCAGGACGGUGAACGACCUCGUGGAACUACUGGAGAACCACCAAGUCACCCAGCGGCUGUGCGGCGGGGCGACCCCGGCCCCCGGUGGGGCGGGGGAGACGCGGACCGAGCGACGCGGACGGACGCCGGAGAGCCAGCGCACCCAGGCACCGCGCACCCGCGCACCCGCCUACCCAAACCAGACCAUCACGGACCGCCGAGGGCCCGUCCCUCCGACCCCGAGAGAGGAGUGGAGGUGCUAAACGUGCGGCCAAACGGGCCACCUGGCCCGCCAUU
Gadus morhua (Atlantic cod) is the source of this 2113-nucleotide messenger RNA. RefSeq lists its product as uncharacterized. The coding region runs from base 1411 to 2079 and encodes 222 amino acids. Lineage: Eukaryota; Metazoa; Chordata; Actinopteri; Gadiformes; Gadidae. The transcript is spliced from 2 exons. The record is from RefSeq and is a predicted model, not a curated record.